AUGCUCCUGGUUCCUCACCCCUUGCCCAAGGCGGAGGCACAGCACCACGUCGUCACCCAGAACGGCUCUGGAAGGAAGUACCAAUGCAAGAUGUGUCCAACCGUAACCCAUCGAACGGUAUCCUUUCGGGUAAUUAGCCGGGGCCAUCAGGAGCGAUAUUCCAUCAGGGUCUAUAUUAAGAUACUCCCGGGUAGCCUUCGCACGCCUGAUGAUGGAAUACGCCUUGAACCUCCUCGUUACCGAGCAAAUAGGAACACGCUUACAACAUACUACAUUAGCACCGUCGACUUGUUAGAUCUUCAAAACAUCAACAUUUACAUGAAGGUGCUCAGAAGAUCUAACGGAUCCAGAAGUUACAGAGAGCCCAUAACUUAUGAGCUGAGAUGUCUCACUCAGCCAUCCGUUGAGACGUACCUAAUCGAACGACAUUGA
Molecule: messenger RNA, 432 nt
Organism: Nezara viridula (southern green stink bug)
Lineage: Eukaryota; Metazoa; Arthropoda; Insecta; Hemiptera; Pentatomidae
Source: the annotation of a GenBank genome assembly